Salvelinus namaycush (lake trout) is the source of this 5863-nucleotide messenger RNA. Its product is annotated as CLIP-associating protein 2-like. Gene Ontology annotation, biological process: mitotic spindle assembly. The record is from RefSeq and is a predicted model, not a curated record. Gene Ontology annotation, cellular component: mitotic spindle; microtubule organizing center; cytoplasmic microtubule. The transcript is spliced from 34 exons. Bases 659 to 4666 code for a protein of 1335 amino acids. Gene Ontology annotation, molecular function: microtubule binding. Lineage: Eukaryota; Metazoa; Chordata; Actinopteri; Salmoniformes; Salmonidae.
UUGGCGCAUGUUUUCAGCGGGGGAGGGUUUAGUUAGACAGCUGUAGUAGGGGCGAUUAUUCCCUUGAUUAAAAGUAGCCAGCAGAAACCGCGGGAGACAAAGCAGAGUUUUGGCGCAACUUUAUUUUGAAGGGUUUGACAAGAGAGACUAUCAUAUAAUGGAAUACAAAACCGAAACGAAGCUAGGUGUCAGGCCUGUGGCCAAUUAGCUAACGUUGCUUCCUUCAGCUUGCUAGCUAUUAGCUAGUUGUUCCCAAUGAUGUGUGUAGCUAGCUAACGCUAGAUUCGUUAGCUUAGCCAGCUAGCUUCCUUGUGUUGUUGUGGGUCAAUACAUGACCUGGUUGGUUCUACCGCACAUUUGUGUAAUUUUUCAAAACUUUUUGAAAGUUAUUGCUUGCUACAGUAGCUAUCAGAGAGCAACAUUCUCUGUUGUCCUUCUCUGAAAUCAAAGUCGAGCAGUGUGUGUCCUUUAGACAAAGUGAUUGCGCUUGCCAAGCUAAUUUGACAGGCGUUUUGUUUGUUGGCAACUGUCCUCUGCUCAGAAUUAAGACCUGACCGGAGCGAACCUUUUUCCCCAUCCAACCCUGCAACCAACCGGCCAGUACCCUCUACGUUAGUCUGGCUGGCCCCGGAGCUGACCACACAGCACUGCCUGCUCAAUGGAGGAGCAUGACAACAUGGAAUAUUUAUAUCAGCAGGUCCUGCAGAAAGACGUUACCCGCAGGCUGCAGGUCGGGCAGGACUUAAUAGACUACCUGAACGACCCGCAGAGGUCCUCCGAUGUGGAACAAGACAAACCCCGGCUGGAUAAAACCAUAGAUGAGCUGACGGGAUGGGUCAACUCCAGCAACUACAAGGUGGCGCUAUUGGGAAUAGACAUUGCCGGGGCGUUCGUCAAUCGCCUGGGGGAACACUUUAGAGGAUACCUGGGAACAGUGGUCCCAGCCCUAGUGGACAGGUUGGGGGACAGUAAGGACCAGGUCAGAGAACAGAGUCACAAUCUUAUCCUUCGCUGUAUGGAAGUGACCGCAUCGCCUAUGUAUGUGUGGGAGAGGUUGCUUCCUGCUUUUAAACAUAAGAACUUCCGCAGCAGAGAGGGGGUGUGUCUGGUUCUUUGCGCCACGCUCAACACGUAUGGUGCUCAGGCGUUGCGUCUCAGUAAGAUCGUUCCCCACCUCUGCACUCUAACUGGAGACCAGAACCCACAGGUGCGUGAGGCUGCCACAGCAUCGCUGGUGGAUGUGUAUCGCCACAUAGGAGAGAGAGUCAGAGCCGACCUGGGAAAGAGUGGCCUGCCUGCCGCACGGUUACAGACGAUAUAUGGGCGUUUUGAUGAAGCUUUGAAUUCUGGGAACAUGGCGCUUAGCCCCACUCACGACCGUAGCUUUGAGGAUGAUGCGGACAGUGCAGAUGGGAACCCUGCUCAGGCUGCCUUCAAAGUCCCCAAGGUCCCCAAGAAGUCGGCAGAGUCCUCUGCUGCACGAAGACCCAACAUUACGGGUUCCAAGAUCGGAGGUGCGUCUAAGGAUGGAACCGGGGGCAUUGAUGAGGAAGACUUCAUCAAAGCUUUCACUGACGUCCCCACAGUACAGAUCUACUCAUCUCGUGACCUGGAGGAUAACCUGAAUAAGAUCAGAGAGAUCUGUUCUGAUGACAAACAUGACUGGGACCAGAGAGCUGCCGCAAUGAAGAAGAUCCGCUCGCUGAUUGUUGCCGGGGCGACGGAGUACGAGUGUUUCUACCAACACCUGAGGCUGUUGGACGGAGCGUUCAAACUGUCAGCUAAAGACCUCCGAUCACAGGUGGUACGAGAGGCCUGCAUCACUGUGGCUCACCUGUCGACAGUGUUGGGUAAUAAGUUUGACCAUGGGGCCGAGGGCAUUCUUCCUGUCCUGUUCAACCUCAUCCCGAACUGUGCCAAGGUUAUGGCCACUUCAGGGGUGUCUGCUAUACGCUUCAUCAUACGGCACACACACGUACCCAGGCUCAUUCCCCUGAUCACCAGUAACUGCACAUGCAAGUCUGUGGCCGUCAGAAGGAAAUGUUUUGACUUCUUGGACCUGCUGCUACAGGAGUGGCAGACCCAGACUCUGGAGAGACAUACAGCGGUGAUGGUAGCCAGCAUUAAGAAGGGAAUCGCAGAUGCUGACGCAGAGGCCAGGGUAGAGGCCCGCAAGGCAUACUGGGGUCUUAGGAACCAUUUCCCUGGGGAGGCGGACUCUCUGUUCAACUCGUUAGAACCGUCCUAUCAGAAGAGCCUCCAAUCAUCUCUCAAGAGUUCUGGGAGUGUGACGUCUCUUCCUCAGAGCGACCGCUCCUCUUCCUCAUCACAGGAGAGCCUUAAUCGUCCUCUGUCAUCUAAAUGGUCAGCUGCUCCUGGAAGAGUCCCGGCGGGUCAUAAGGGCGGGGCGUCGCCGGGCUCCCUACAGCGUUCCCGUAGCGAUGUAGAUGUUAAUGCAGCAACGGUUGCUAAGCAGAGGCACAUCGGGCAGGUGGGGCCAGUGAGACUGACCCCCGGCUCCUACUCCUCAUUGGAUGAUGCCUCAGAUAAAACAGAUGGUCGUCUGAGGACCAAGCAGCCUCUCACCACGGCAACCAGCGUCAGCCAGGUGGACUCCCGGGGACGCAGCCGCACCAAGAUGGUGUCCCAGUCACAACCCGGCAGUCGGAGUGGUUCCCCGGGUCGCGUCCUGACCAGUACCACUCUGAGUACGCUGGGUUCUGGAGCCCAGAGGGUCUUAGCUGGGACAGGGGGGAGACGUAGCCGCAUCCCCCGCAGCCAGGGCUGCUCACGAGACUCCUCCCCUACACGCCUGUCUGUCGCUCCCUCCAGUGUUAGUUCCAUCUACAAAGCAACGAGCAGAGGAGCUCGGGGAAGUCGUAUUCCUCGGCCCAGUAUGAGUCAGGGCUGCAGUAGGGAGGCCAGCAGAGAGAGCAGCAGAGACACCAGCCCUGUGCGUUCCUUUACACCUCUGGGUAACCCUGUGUCCCCUGUCUCUCGCCAGGUGUUCAGUAUGUUCUUGGAGACCCUAGUGGACUUUGUUCUGGUGCACAGAGAAGACCUGCAGGACUGGCUGUUCGUCCUGCUCACCCAGCUGCUGAAGAAGAUGGGAGCUGACCUGCUGGGAUCAGUACAGGCCAAGGUCCAGAGAGCACUGGACAUCACACGAGAGUCUUUCCCCAACGACCUCCAGUUCACUAUCCUCAUGAGGUUCACUGUAGACCAGACGCAGACGCCUAACCUCAAGGUGAAGGUGGCUGUUCUAAAGUACAUUGAGACCUUGACCCUGCAGAUGGAGCCUCAGGACUUUGUAAACUCCAGUGAGACACGUCUGGCUGUGUCUCGCAUCAUCACCUGGACCACAGAGCCCAAGAGCUCCGACGUCAGGAAGGCGGCCCAGUCGGUACUGAUCUCCUUGUUCCAGUUGAAUACUCCCGAGUUCACCAUGCUGCUGGCAGCUCUGCCCAAGACCUUCCAGGACGGAGCCACCAAACUGCUGCAGAACCACCUGAGGAUCACCGGCAACACUGCACAGGCCCCGAUGGGAAGCCCCCUGGCACGCCACACCCCCCGCUCUCCUGCCAGCUGGUCCAGCCCCCUCACCUCUCCUACCAACACGUCACAGAACACAUCCACACUCGGUGAGUUUGACUACGACACAGAGAACAUGAACUCAGACGACAUCUACAGUAGUCUGAGAGGAGUUACAGAGGCCAUUCAAAACUUCUCCGUCCGCAGCCAGGAAGACAUGAACGAAACGGGGGGUGGUGCUGACCAGGUGGAUGGAGUCCGCACUGCUCUGGACAACAAGACUUCUCUUCUCAACACCCCCCUGCUCUCCUCUUCUCCCCGGGGGUCCCGAGACCCCUUUACAGACUCCCCCUUUAAACACAGCAUCAAAGAUACUUCAUUGGACGAAUCAGACCAGCAAACUGAUGACAGCAGCAUUGACCAAUCAGAGCUGGUGUCUGAGCUGCUGAAGGAGCUGUCCAAUCACAAUGAGCGUGUGGAGGAGAGGAAGGUGGCGCUUUGUGAUCUCUUGAAGCUGAUUCGAGAAAACACCCUGCAGGUCUGCUGGGACGAACACUUCAAAACCAUCCUCCUGUUACUACUGGAGACGCUGGGGGACAGAGAGCAUGUGAUCAGGGCGUUAGCUCUGCGUGUUCUGAGGGAGAUUCUGAGCCGUCAGCCCUGGAGGUUUAAGAACUACGCUGAACUCACCAUCAUGAAGGCUCUGGAGGCGCACAGGGACCCACACAAAGAGGUGGCGCGAGCGGCAGAGGAGAUGGCGGCCAUGUUGGCGUCGUCCAUCAGUCCAGACCAGUGUGUCAAGGUGUUGUCUCCCAUCAUCCAGUCAGCUGACUACCCCAUCAACCUGGCUGCCAUCAAGAUGCAGACCAGAGUCAUAGAGAGGGUCCCCCACCACGGACUAGUCACCAUGCUACCGGAGAUAGUCCCCGGACUCAUACAGGGUUAUGACAACUCGGAGAGCAGUGUGAGGAAGGCCUGUGUAUUCUGUCUGGUGGCCCUCUAUGCAGUCAUAGGGGAGGAGCUAAAACCUCACCUCAACCAACUGUCUGGCAGCAAGUUGAAGUUGUUGAAUCUGUACAUCAAGCGUGCCCAGUCCGGCUCCAGUGGUGGUGAGCCCCCACCAGACAGCCUAUAGAACAGACAGAUGGACAGCGCCCCCACAGGACAACCAUGGAACUGCACUCUCCCUCCGGAGACUUAACACACACGGACACACUCUUACAUGGAUGGAUAAACACACACUCACACGCUUACAUGAACACACACACGCUUACUGACAUGCUUACAUGAACAUGCUAAUAUGAAGGCACAGACUGACACACACACACUGUCCUGGACACAACCUCCCAUUGCCUCUUUGUUGCCUACUACAAUGCACUCUGGGAUACGGUGCAGAAGAGAGGAUUGUUGUAGUUCCCUUCACAAACAUUGAAGAUCCACCCUGUUCUCUGAGACUCACCCCUGAUCUCUACACACCUAACCACACCCUCUGAUGAUGCACUAGCCACACACCCCCAGCCAGGAUGGCUAGAGAGGAAGAGGCUAGGUAUGUGCAUUCUGCAGACCGGUGUGUUUAUGUCUGCGACAGAGAGUGGAGAGGGGGGGUGUAUAUUUCUGAGGUCAGUCAGUCCAUCUGUCUGUCAUGGUGGUCGAGUGUGUUUUAACCCCUGAAACUCUGAAGGCACAUUAAUCCCUACGUAGUGCACUACUUUUGGCCACUACAUACGCCUCUGGUCAAUCUAUAUAGGGAGUAGGGUCCUCCCCCAUGAGCAGUUAGGUCAUAACUGUUCAUAACGACUACAUAGGCAAUGAGUGUCAGGUAUGGGAGGCGGAAUGUGCUUAGCUAUACAUGACGGUGAUUUUAACUCUUUAUCCAGAGCCUAUUUACUGUCCCAGUGGAAGGGAGAGGGUGACAUUAGUUAACCAUGUCCACCCCUUUCAGAGAAGUCCAUGGUACCUUCCACUGUUUUCCUGCCAUGUCUUGGAUGAGCACAUUUCAGACAAAGGGGGGGGGGGAGACAUGGCUUAUUAUAAUCACCUAAUGGAUAUGCCUCUACACAUGAUAACAUGGAAUAAUAUCCAAUAACGACGUCAUUUAGAAGAGUCCUUAAAGGAGGUGCUCUGCGUCCUGAUCAGUUUUGUUUUCUGUUGCGUGUGCCAUAGUCUCUCUACUUUGGUUUCUCUCCGGGGAGACGUUUUGGACAAAUGUAUUAUUUAGUGAUCUGAGAAACUGCCCCCUCUUCUUCCUCUUCUUGUAACAGUCUGGCUGUCACUGGGUUUGUUUUCCUUUGUGCAUUUACAAAGCUGUGCUUACAAUAAAAUGAAGAAAAAA